Molecule: messenger RNA, 1625 nt
Organism: Elaeis guineensis (African oil palm)
Lineage: Eukaryota; Viridiplantae; Streptophyta; Magnoliopsida; Arecales; Arecaceae
Product: ninja-family protein AFP3
Biological process (GO): signal transduction; negative regulation of DNA-templated transcription
Cellular component (GO): nucleus
Source: RefSeq, a predicted model, not a curated record
UCCUCCUCCUCUCCCUUCUGUCUGCUCUCUCUCCCACCGUCUUUGUUCCAAUAAUGUCUCUAAUGGCUUCUUUGCUUCUGUUCCUAACUCCUCGAUUUGAAAAAGGCUAAUAUAUGAUCUUCCUCUUGCUGAAUCUUUAUACUUCGACUCCUCUCUUCUCGGUUUUAUGACUUUUUAUUCAGGUUUUGCCCAUUUUCUCAUAAAAUAACAAAAUCCAGCGUCCAAGCUUAUCUAAAUUGCGAUCAGAAGAGAGAAUCGGUGAAGAAGUACGACAAAAAUCGAUUUUUUCCCUUAUUAAUGGCCACGGAGGCAACGGAGGAGGAGAUAGAGGAGCUCUCUGCUCGGAUACAGCGCUGUCCUCGUGAUUUUUUGAAGCGUUUUGGAGGGAAUCGCUGCCAUGAUGAGCUAGCAGUUGUGGCAGCGAGAGAGGAGGUAGAAGAGAUCGAGCUUAGCCUUGGGUUGUCUUUGGGCGGUUGCUUUAGAGUGGAGCCCAAGGAGAGGAGGCUUCUUCGAUCGUCGUCGGUCGCCACCCUGUCAAUGUUCCCGUUGGAGAAUGACCUCUCGGCGGUUUCUCCCCUCCAGAGGACGUGCUCUCUGCCAACAGAGACCGAGGAGGAGCAUAGGAAGAGGAAGGAGCUGCAAAGCUUGAAAAGAUUGGAGGCAAAGAGGAAGAGAUCAGAGAAGAAGAACUUGUUGAAGUUGGCAGCGGCGAGAGAUGAGAGGGAUGAGAACUUUAAUGAGAGAGUGAAUGGUGGGCAUGGUAGGGUGCUGCCGAUGGUGGUGCAGACUGAGGUCAGUGGCUGCCAUGAUGUUCCUGCAAGCAACCAAGUUAGAGGCUUGAUGCAUGGAGCUUCAUCUUAUGGACUGCCCAAAUCGGCAGCCGCGUCGGGUGCUGGUGCUCGGCCGAUAGAUGCCGGUGGAGCAUCUCAGGGUUCCAUUGGAUUGCAGGGGAGUAGCUCGUCCGGCGUGUCGGACUUCAAGAGCCAGUCGGUGCCAGUCGGUACACCCACGACCACCCUGUCAUUACCUGAGAAUACCAAUCAUAAAGCAGCAACUAGCCCUGCGACAGUGGCGGUUGGGAAGCCUGCUAUCUCUGCUAGAAAGGAAGAAGAAUCCUCGAAGAAGGCUUCAGCAAGACCGAACGGAGCGGCGAGAGAGAUGGAGAGGAACAUGAUGGAAGAGAUGCCAUGCGUGUCGACGACGGGGGAUGGUCCAAAUGGGAGGAGGAUUGAAGGGUUCCUCUACAGAUACAGGAAAGGAGAGGAGGUGAGGAUUGUGUGCGUGUGCCAUGGCAGCUUCCUCACUCCCGCAGAGUUUGUUCGGCAUGCCGGGGGUGGGGAUGUAGCUCACCCUCUCAGGCACAUUGUUGUCAACCCAACCCCAUCAGCCUUCUUGUAAUGGUGGUCACCCUUAAGUCUUAGUUACCCAGGACCAUGGCAGAGAAGCCUUGUUCCAACCUUUUGGGGACUAUAAAGAUCAAAUCCCCAAGAGGGGAACUUAGAGAAUGAGAAAAGUUAGUUUUACUGUUUUUUCCUGAUGAUGCUGAACUUUAGCUUCAUUUUCUUACCCGACUGCAUGGUGUCUUUUGUUUUGAUAAUAUGCAAGCAGAAAAUUUUCACUUGUUA